AGUUGCGCACUUAGUAAAUGUUGAUACUCUCUAGUUUCCGUUCGCACUUAGUUUCCGGAGAGGUGCUGUCGCCGCUGAAGCUGCAGGAUGAGUACUAUGUUCGCUGACACAAUCCUUAUUGUUUUCAUUUCGGUGUGCACCGCUUUGUUAGCGGAGGGUAUAACAUGGGUUCUGGUUUAUAGAACAGACAAGUAUAAAAGAUUGAAAGCAGAAGUGGAGAAACAGAGUAAAAAAUUGGAAAAAAAGAAGGAAACAAUAACGGAAUCAGCUGGCCGACAGCAGAAAAAGAAAAUAGAGAGGCAAGAAGAGAAACUGAAGAACAACAAUAGAGAUCUGUCAAUGGUUCGCAUGAAGUCCAUGUUUGCCAUUGGUUUUUGUUUCACUGCUCUGAUGGGAAUGUUUAAUUCCAUAUUUGAUGGAAGAGUGGUUGCAAAGCUCCCAUUUAUACCACUUUCCUACAUUCAGGGUUUGUCCCAUCGUAAUCUUCUGGGUGAAGAUUACACAGACUGUUCCUUCAUCUUUCUCUAUAUUCUCUGCACUAUGUCUAUUCGGCAGAAUAUUCAGAAGCUGUUGGGUCUGGCUCCUUCCCGAGCUGCCACCAAGCAGGCUGGAGGAUUCCUUGGCCCCCCACCUCAAGCUGGGAAGUUCUCAUGAAAUAAGAGAAAUAAUUUCAUAUUUACCAAUGAAAACAUUUUUAAAAUGUUCAGAUUUUACAGAAUAAUUUCUAAAAAUACUUGGAUAGCUAAGGUAUCUAGUAACAUCUGUGUUUUAUAAAUGGAUCCGUGUUGAACAAAUAUCUUUGGUUGGCUCUCAGUUUCCAGGACUGAGAGAAGAUCUUAAAGCCUGGAAAGGCUUGUAAGAAUGCAUAUUGAACUUAAAGAUGGGCCAGGGAUUCAUAUGAAAUUGGGUUUUUUUUUUAAGUCAUGUGUUUCCACUGUCUCUCUUACUGAUAAACAAAAAAGACUACCCUUAACUAUUUAAUUAGUCUUCCCCUCUUGCUGCCAUUUUUCAAAUGUUAAUUUGGUCCAACAUUAACUAGAUUUAUCUAGAAAUUUACAGGAAAGACCAUACUCUGUCACUCAACAUCUGGUAUUAAUGGAAUAUGGAGGCUCCAUUAGGUUAUGAUGGAAAAUUUGCCAUGAGACCUAAUCUCCAUUAAUUACUAAUUUUAAUUUAUAGAAGUGAUGGACUUUUUCCCAGAGUAUACUGUAUUUUGUUGGUUUGUUUUUUGUUCCACAGUCUGGCAAGGAGAAAAAAUAAGCAGAGCAGUGUCAUAAAUGGAAAUUUCAUGACAUAUUUCAAUAAAUAUGUUUCACCCUCU
Candoia aspera is the source of this 1321-nucleotide messenger RNA. It is a transcript of the gene TMCO1, whose product is annotated as transmembrane and coiled-coil domains 1. NCBI's taxonomy places the organism in Eukaryota, Metazoa, Chordata, Lepidosauria, Squamata, Candoiidae. The record is from RefSeq and is a predicted model, not a curated record. The transcript is spliced from 7 exons. Gene Ontology annotation, cellular component: endoplasmic reticulum membrane; cytoplasm; endoplasmic reticulum. Gene Ontology annotation, molecular function: calcium channel activity. Gene Ontology annotation, biological process: endoplasmic reticulum calcium ion homeostasis. The coding region runs from base 88 to 654 and encodes 188 amino acids.